Messenger RNA from Mercenaria mercenaria, 2073 nucleotides. RefSeq names its product U6 snRNA-associated Sm-like protein LSm2. Gene Ontology annotation, cellular component: U4/U6 x U5 tri-snRNP complex; Lsm1-7-Pat1 complex; P-body. Gene Ontology annotation, biological process: mRNA splicing, via spliceosome. The record is from RefSeq and is a predicted model, not a curated record. Gene Ontology annotation, molecular function: RNA binding. Lineage: Eukaryota; Metazoa; Mollusca; Bivalvia; Venerida; Veneridae. Bases 52 to 342 code for a protein of 96 amino acids. The transcript is spliced from 4 exons.
GAAAGUUUAGAGAUUAUUCACGUAAACUACGAGAUUUGAAAGCCGGCGAAAAUGCUGUUUUAUUCCUUCUUUAAAUCGCUGGUUGGAAAAGAUGUCGUGGUUGAACUCAAAAAUGAUCUCAGCAUAUGUGGUACCUUACACUCAGUGGAUCAGUUUUUGAACAUCAAAUUGACAGACAUCAGUGUUACAGACCCUGACAAAUACCCUCACAUGUUAUCAGUGAAAAAUUGUUUCAUCCGAGGUUCAGUGGUACGUUAUGUUCAACUUCCGGCCGACGAGUGCGAUACACAGCUAUUGCAGGAUGCAGCACGGAAAGAGGCAGCACAGAAUAAACAGAGAUGAUACGAUGUGUUGUUUAUAUCUGACAUUGUAAAUAUCACAAGUUCUCAUUCGUGUACAGUGAUAACAUACAUUAACCUCUGUGUAAAUAUAUACAUUAAAACUGAUAGAUCAAAAUACCGCACAAAAUAUUGGAUGCAAAGGCUAUGACAUAAACAAGGGAUGUUCAAAAGGGUCUGCAGAACUUAUAAAUUUUUAUGUGUCAACAUGUAUUUCUUCUUGUUUUGGAGAGCUAAGAGAAGCUGCUGUCAAUCAGUAUCUUAAAAUGAUUGAGAGGGCAAUUAUUCAGUGCUUUUACUUUGCAGGGUUUCUUCGGUCAACAUGUGAUGGUGUGACAUUAAACCCAAUAAAAAGAAACAUUGUUUGUAAUAACUCUUCUUUUAAAAGAUGUCUAUUUUGGUAAUUAAAUUAGCAGAUGAUGACUGACAAUGGCGUGACCAAAGACCAGUCCCAUCAGUAUUUUAACCCUUAGCCAGCUAUAUUUAUGUAGUGAACUUGUCCAUCUUUCUGUUUGGGCAGUACCAUUAAUGUUAAGAAUGGUGCUUACCAAAAUUAUACUGACUAAAUGGCAAACAGUGCAGAUCUUGAUUAGUCUGCAUGGAUGUUGAUCAACAUUAACACUGGUCACAGAGGCAGAAUUGCGUGUCAAGCAUUAUAAGGGUUAAGUUUGAAGUUUUGGUUUUGACUAAGUUUCCAAACUUUAUAGUUACAGGUAUUAUAUUAAACUUCUUAUAAAAUGCAUUUAUUCUCUGAAAAUGAACAUUAUUAACCUUUUGUACUGAAAGGAAGUCAUUCUGCAAGCAACUUUUGUGACAAAAAUAAUGGCCUUUUAAUAAAAUUGAUCAUUUCAAAGUUGUAGGUUUAAAUUGCAGACUUAAAAGCUGAUUGAUGACAGUUUGUUUUUUUUUAUGCCCCAAGCAUCUAGUGAUGCGGGAGGCAUAUAGUGAUUGUCCUGUCCGUCUGUUCAUUCGUCCGUCCAUACGAGGUUAACCAAAUGGGACCGUUUCGUCUAGCGUCAAUACCCCUUACUAGAAUGACUUGAUACUAAUGCAGAUGUAACCUGUGACCAUUCCUCAACUUCAGACAUCACCUUACUUCAGUUUGGGUUUGGUCUUGACCUCAUUUUGGACUUAGGUUGCUAUAAAAUAUGGACCAUCUCUUGGUUAACCAAAUGGGACUGUUUCGUCUAGCAUCAGUACCCCUUACAAGAAUGGGUUGAUACUAAUACAGAUGUAAACUGUGACCAUUCCUCAUCUUCAAACAUCACCUGACCUCAGUUUGACCUUGACCUCGUUUUGGACUUGGGUGCAAAAUCUAUCAAGGCUGCAACUGGCGGCAUCAAGCGUUUAUUGAACGCAGCUUCUUGUUAAAUCUAUAAAUGAAUAACAUUCAGUUGUUAAGAUUUUUAAAUACAGUUGAACUUGCUUAUCUAAAAAUUCUGGCUAUCUCCGAGAUAUUUUCAUGUCCCGUCCUAAAAAUAUGUGCACAAAAUGUCACUUUUAGUCGAAUUUCAGUUAUCUCGAAGUAAAACGCUCGAUCUCGUUGAAUUUGAGAUACCAUGUUUCAACUGUACAGAGUGAUUACAUAAUAACUUGGGGAGUUCUAUGUCAUGCAGUCUGUAAAGAAGUUAGGAAACACAACUACUGAUUUACUGUUUAAGUCUCGCAGUUAAAUUUUGAUGUUUUAUCUGCAUUUUGUAAAUACUGCAAAAUAAAUAAGUUGCUUCACAGUGUU